AUGCUAAUCAGCCAUGCGCUUCCAUCCACACACACACCCACACACGUGCACGUCGUUUGUUUUACCUUUGCACGCAGGCCACAUUCACCGGAUGACAUGCCCUCCGAAGUAUUCUCCAUCUUCACCACAUCCACUGCCACCAUCGCUAUCUCUCUCCUUCUCCUUCAUAUUGCCGCCAGUGGUGCACAGAAGGCAAGUGUGGCUUUUGUUAUCAAUGAGGAGUUAGCCAUCGGAGACCGAAUUGGCAGUUUGACGGAAAAGUUGGCUUUGGAUAUCGCCUCACGUAGAGAGGUUAAUUUUGUUCCGCUAACUGAUCUUCGGUUGGUGAAUUUCAACCGAACCAGUGGUUUGAUUACUGUGAGGCAGCGGAUUGAUCGAGAGGGUUUGUGCAAGGAGACAGGAGCCUGCUGUCCUGGUCAUAGUGCAAUUUCUCCUCCUGUUUCUACAUUCCAUGAUGUUCUUUUACCACAUUUGGCAGAUGUACAGUAUCCGGGAUGUGCCAUUAAAAUGCUUGUAAUGGACCAACGGCAGAGGGCUCCUUUGUCACCACAAUCUCAGGAACAUCAACUUAUUCAAGUGAUUAUAUAUGUCAACGAUCUUAAUGACAAUCCACCGGCCUGGUCGCCAAACAGACUGGAGCUUGAAAUUCCGGAACACACAGUGAUUGGGCGAAAAUUUCAACUUCCUGAAGCCACCGACCCAGAUCAGGGACCUGAACACACCGUACAGAGUUACCGUCUCAUUCCUAGUGAACCUCAUGACCAUGAAUCAACGGUUCGGGGACUUGGUAAUGGUGCUUUUGAGUUAUCCAGUGAAUUGAUUGAACGUUCACCUGGAGCGCCUUAUAAAUUCGCUCUUGGACUCAAGGUGAAAGCUGAUUUGGAUCGGGAAAAGCAGUCAGCUUACUACUUUCUCCUUAUCGCUACUGAUGGUGGAUCGCCUCAACUAACCGGAACUCUAAGUUUGAUUAUACGUAUCAGUGAUAUAAACGAUCAGACGCCGUAUUUUCGUCAGACCAACCCUUCAGUGGAGAUUCUUGAAAAUACUGCAGUAGGGACUCAGAUUUAUACAGCCGUUGCAAUAGACGAUGAUCCCUCAGAUGCCAACCGAUUAGAGUAUCGGAUGGGUUCAACAGCCUCUGCUGAAGUUCAGCGUCUCUUCAGUAUCGAUGGUCGGAUAGGCUCUGUAAUAGUUUCAGGUGAUAUAGACUACGAAUCAGCACCGAUUUUGCCCAACCGAGAUUCAAAAGAUCCUCUCUUCCCCAGUGACUACGGCUUCAUUAUUCCAAUAGAAGUCACUGACCAAGCUCAUAUUGCUGAAACCAAAUUGCGUGUUCAUAUACUGAACACUAAUGACAACCCUCCUAUAAUUUCUAUUCAGUCGCCUUUACAACGGUCCAUCUCGAAGGGUGAGUUCUACAUCCGUGAAGAUGCACCCGUGGGAACUCUUGUAGCUACUAUAACUAUGUCUGAUGCAGAUGAAAGGGCUGGUUCUGAAAGGGGGUUUUCAAAUCGAGCAUCAAUUCCUUACUGUUCUACCACUAACACCUUCUUCACAGUCCAACCCCUACACUCGGCAAUGCGCAAUCUUUUCAAAUUGGUAACUUCAAAGCCUCUAGAUCACGAAACCAAAAGCACUCAUGGAAUCACCAUUGUUUGUCACGAUGCUGGUCAACCAGUCCUCUCUACCAAGCAGUAUUUGGCAGUGCAUUUAGAAGACGUCAAUGAUUCCCCGCCAGUCUUUGAAAAGGCCGUCUACUAUGCCCGCAUAAGCGAAGGUCUUCCCGUUCAUACACCAAUUAUUAAAGUUCACGCAUCUGACGCCGACAGUGGUGAAGUGGCCGAGGUGCGUUACCGAUUUGUCAGUAGAGGUCGUCAAAUGGGCUAUGACUCAAUGGUACUGCUGGAUGAGAAGUCGGGGCAGAUCAGAAGUGGUGCGGUGUUUGACCGGGAGUCGAUAAAGUCCAUUAACUUUACAGUAGAAGCCGUCGAUUGUGCCGGCGGCAACAGAACCUCCUGUGGAGGAAGGGUUAACACUGCAACAGCCGAAGUUAUUAUCCUCAUUGAGGAUAUCAACGAUUGCCCGCCUGAAUUCGAACAGCAGUCCUACGAAUUUACGAUUGAAGAGGGCCACGUCUCGAAGGUUCCAGUGAGUAGUUAA
Hydatigera taeniaeformis is the source of this 2160-nucleotide messenger RNA. The record is from the annotation of a GenBank genome assembly. NCBI's taxonomy places the organism in Eukaryota, Metazoa, Platyhelminthes, Cestoda, Cyclophyllidea, Taeniidae.